AUGCUCCAGUUCCUGCUUGGAUUUACUUUUGGCAACUUGGUUGGAAUGUUUCUGGCUCAGAAUUAUGACAUACCAAACUUGGCUUAAAAACUUGAAGAAAUUAAAAAGGACUUGAAUGCCAAGAAGAAACCACCUAGUUCAUGAGGCCAGUUCCAGCACUGCCUCCAGGAAAUCCUGACUCUACUCUUCUCCAGGGCCUCCAUUACAUCUGAACCAAAAACUUCUGUCUUGUCUCCUCUGCCUCAGCCUUUGCCAGACCCUGCAUUGCUUAGAGCCCAAAUGGGGCCACAAGUUAAGAACUGUCCUUACUUUUCCAACAUCCUCACCUCCUCCCUUCCUCCUUCCAGCUGCUUGGGAGGGCCUAAAACCGGAAUUAUGGUGCUAGAUUAGUAAAUGUGAUCUUUAAUUAGUGGUCUCUCCCUUAUUCUUUGUGAUUUCUACUGCCUUUUUUUUUUUUAAUUAUUGAUUUCAGAUUGAGGAAAGGA
Messenger RNA from Miniopterus natalensis, 485 nucleotides. Lineage: Eukaryota; Metazoa; Chordata; Mammalia; Chiroptera; Miniopteridae. The record is from RefSeq and is a predicted model, not a curated record.